AUGAAAGGAUUUAUUGUUAGUAUUUUAUUAAUUUCAUUAGCUUCAGCUGUAGUAAUAAAUGAAGAAGCCAUUAAGAAAGACCCAUUAUAUAAACAAUACAGUGAUGCAAUGAAUCAAAUUGAUAAAGCUGUUGGUGAAAAGGCACAAAAAGAAAUCUCAAAAAAAAUGAGUUUAAAAGCAAAGUUUAACCGAAAAAUAAAAUUACAACUUGCUAGAAAAGCCAAAAAAAUGGCAAAGAAAAUCGAGUAUGUAUCAAAAGUAAAGAAAAUGAAUAAAGUUAUUCGUAAAUCUAUGAAAGAAAUUAAACCUAACACUGACAUUAAGAAAGUUCUUCAACAAGUUAAAAGUCAAUUACAAUUAAUUGCUGGAAAAGAUACUAAAGCAAUAAAGAAAAUGAAUAAAUUAAUUAAAAAAUUUGACAAACAAAGUCAAAGAAAAGUUGCUCAUAUUGUUAAGAAACUACAAAAGAAAGUUCAAUUAAAGAAAGCCAAGAAAGCUGGACUUAAAAUUGGUCCAACUGAAAAGAAAUUAGCUCAAAAGGCUAUUAAAUAUGUUCAAAAAGCUAAUGAAAGAAUGGGAAAAAGUGAAAAAUACAUUGAACUUUCAUGUAAAAGUUCACCAAAAUAUUGUUCUUUCUUCAAGAAGUCAUUUGUUGUUGCUAAUCCAAUUGUCGUUUAAUUGAUUUAGCAUGAA
Molecule: messenger RNA, 693 nt
Organism: Entamoeba histolytica HM-1:IMSS
Lineage: Eukaryota; Evosea; Mastigamoebida; Endamoebidae
Exons: 1
Coding region: 1-678 (225 amino acids)
Source: RefSeq, a predicted model, not a curated record